Symbiodinium necroappetens is the source of this 693-nucleotide messenger RNA. The record is from the annotation of a GenBank genome assembly. NCBI's taxonomy places the organism in Eukaryota, Dinophyceae, Suessiales, Symbiodiniaceae.
AUGAAGGGCCCGUCGGGCACUGGCCCGGCGAGGGGCCUGGGCGUUUUCUGGAGCGCCCUACUCAUCACUUUCCUCGCCUGGCCGGCCAGUGCUGUCACCAUCACUGUCCCGGCAGUCCCGAAGGACGUGAGCACGAAUGCCACGCAGACACAGUUGCGGGGCCUUCAAGGAUCCUUCGUGUCGGGCAAGGUCUCAGCUGCCGGCCUGGCUUCGCCAGCUGCACCCCCUCCAGCUGCAGGCCCAUCUCUGCACAGGCUCUGGCGCCUCUUCCGGCAGGUGUUGGGGUACUUUGUUCUUGCUUGUGGAGUUGCCUUCUGGCUAUAUUGGGUGCCUACGAAGCUGUACAACGAGCACGAGAAUUUCUUAGCUGAGAAGUUGGAGGGUCGAUCUUUCAGCAUGUACCUGGCGUAUCGCUUCAAUUUCUGGAUGGACUCCGAAGGUCUUUCAGCCAUGGGCAUCAUCCUUUUCGUUGGCAUCCUGUCUCUGUUGACUGCGGGGGCUUUCCUGUACGCCUUCUUCUUGGAUGAGUCGCCGGUCACGGGCCUUUGGAUGUGCUUUGUUUGGGCGUCAGCUGCAUCUGUCGACCCGCAAGCUCCGGCUAUCAUGGGCUUUGUUGGAAUUCUUACCACGCUUGGUGGACUUAUCCUGCUGGCUGUCCUCCUCACCACCAUCUCGGACUAUUUUGCCAAACAG